AUUGGGGUCCCAAUUUGUUUAGCGACUACGAAGGAGUCCUGAGCAAAAUACUUCACAGAAAACCCUACUACUCAGCGCGCAAUCAAGAUCAAUACCUCGAUCGAUCGAGAAAGAAGAAGAAGGGGAAAAAAGAAAGAAAGAAAGAGGAGAUACAAGUUGAUUCUUAUCAUAAAAUAAUAAAAUUAUGGACAACAAUUGUGUGUUGAUGUGGGAGAUCAUGGGCCCGGGCCUCGCUGGGGCCGUGUUCGGCGCCGGGUGGUGGUUCUGGGUCGACGCCGUCGUCUGCAGCUCCGUCAAGGUCUCCUUCCUCCACUACCUCCCCGGAAUCUUUGCGUCUCUAGCGGCUUUAAUGUUCAAUUGCGUGAAGAAAGAGGAUAUUGGUUAUGAUUACUACUCUCCCUAUGGCGAUUCUGAGUGGAGGAUAAAGCUAUGGCUAUUCAUUGCGUAUGUAGUAUCGUUUGUGUCUCUUGCGGGUGCAGUUGGCUUGCUGGUGCAAGAUGCACUCACUGAUAAGGGCCCCUCUACAUGGACCGGUGUUGCUGGCAUCUUUCAGUGUGUGUUCGUGUUGAUCAGCGGGCUCAUGUACUGGACCAGUCAUUCUGAAGAUUGAGUUCGCAUCGAUAUUUUGCUUGUAGAGGACGCGACUUAUAGUGAAAACAUCUUUUAUAAAAGCAUGUGUGCAUGAGAAAAAGUAGUUUAACUGCAUAUUUUAUUCUUUUCGUUUCCUCAGAUCAUUUGAUGUGUUCAAUGUAUAUGACGAUGUCGAUGUCCAGUGGAUGUAACUCUAGAUUGCACAGCUACUUUUUCUCACAUAGUUUAUGUUCAAUGCCUCUUAAAUAAUCUUGAAACAGUUCUCUGUCAUUGUGACCUUAGAGAGUUGCGACAAUUGAGUUUAUGAUUUUGUGCUACCUACAA
Messenger RNA from Asparagus officinalis (garden asparagus), 915 nucleotides. Its product is annotated as transmembrane protein 50A. Gene Ontology annotation, biological process: protein targeting to vacuole; late endosome to vacuole transport via multivesicular body sorting pathway. The transcript is spliced from 4 exons. The record is from RefSeq and is a predicted model, not a curated record. Lineage: Eukaryota; Viridiplantae; Streptophyta; Magnoliopsida; Asparagales; Asparagaceae. The coding region runs from base 185 to 610 and encodes 141 amino acids.